Argiope bruennichi is the source of this 3713-nucleotide messenger RNA. RefSeq lists its product as uncharacterized. The coding region runs from base 492 to 2471 and encodes 659 amino acids. NCBI's taxonomy places the organism in Eukaryota, Metazoa, Arthropoda, Arachnida, Araneae, Araneidae. The transcript has 3 exons. Gene Ontology annotation, molecular function: double-stranded RNA binding; single-stranded RNA binding; zinc ion binding. The record is from RefSeq and is a predicted model, not a curated record. Gene Ontology annotation, cellular component: precatalytic spliceosome.
CAAUUUUUACAGUAAAUUUCGUAAUGGCUGUUAAAAUAAAGAAAAUUUGGCAAUAGGGAGAAAAUCGCAAAACUUUUUUCUCGAAGAAAGUUUUUCUUACAAAAUAAUUUUUGUCCCGAAGAGGAGCCACGCCAUUCGCAAUAAGUGUAUCAAGGCUUCCCUGCAUAUUGUAAAGAAUUUGACGCGAGAAUUUCCAGGGGGUGGAUGGCGGCACUCUAUUGGUCUAGAUCAGGGGUGUGAUGACAUCACGCCGGAGUUCGUUGACCAGACGGAGAUUUUUUUCGGCGGGAGUCAGCGUGGUGUUGGGCUAUGUGAUGCUGUGUUGUGUUAGGUGGUGUUGAAAGUAAAAGACCUUGAUGCCUUGUGAUGGUGUUCUAACUUGUGGAUUAAGAUAAUGGUCGUGGAAUGGAUUUACAAAUAUUGUAAUGCUUAAUUUGGAGGGGAAUUAAAGAUUUCCAUAUUAUCCAGGAUUGAAAAAAUUUAUCAAUGAAAUGGAAACUUGGAAGUGUGAUGUUUGUGCUAAAUCUUUCACUGGAUUAGUUUGUUUCAAGCAGCAUGAAGCAAGCGAGAAACACAAGAAGAAAAUGCAAAUGAUAAGUGGUGUUACUUUUGAAGCAUCUAAUCCAGUUAUUCCAGAUUCAGCAAAUUUUAAUUGUUCUGUAUGCACGAUUUUUAUUUCAGGAUGGGAAAAUUUUCAGAAACAUGUUAAUAGCUUAGAGCAUGCUAUUAUGAUUCAGAGGAAAAAUAACGAUUUGCUGGACCAAUCUAUUUCUAGCACAUUUAAAUUAAAGACAGAAAAUAAUCAAUUGAUGGAAUCUACAAUUCCUUCAAUAAGUCCUGUAACAACAUUGAAACCUUAUGCUGAAUGUAAGCCAUGUCAAAAGCAAUUUUCUGGUCCCGAACCUUACCAACAACAUUUGGCAAGUGCUGGUCACUUUAAAAAGUGUGGCCAAUCUAAAAUCAUGCUGAAUGAUGAAGCAGAUUCCAAAGUAGGAGAUGCGAAGACUAAUAGUAAUUUGUCUAAUGAUCCCCAGUCAUCUAUAUCUGCUUUUGAACGAUGUGGCAUUUGUCAACUGUCAUUCACUGGACCUUUGCAUUAUCAGAUGCAUCUUGAAAGUGAUAGUCAUAGAAAAAAAGUUGGUAAUCAAUUUUCUGGAAGUUCAUUUGAUGAAAAUCAUUCUAAAAUCAUGCUGAAUGAUGAAGCAGAUUCCAAAGUUGGAGAUGCGAAGAUUAAUAGUGAUUUGUAUGAUGAUCCCCAGUCAUCUAUAUCUGCUUUUGAACGAUGUGGCAUUUGUCAACUGUCAUUCACUGGACCUUUGCAUUAUCAGAUGCAUCUUGAAAGUGAUAGUCAUAGAAAAAAAGUUGGUAAUCAAUUGCCUGGAAGUUCAUUUGAUGAAAAUCUGUCUGUAUUGAAUUGCAGUAUUUGUGACAUGACAUUUUCAGGUCCUAUCCCAUAUCAACAACAUUUAAUAAGUAAUGGUCAUAAGAAGAAAAUUAAUGCUGCUAGAUUAUCCACACAAUUGGCAGCAACUGGAUCAUUAUUUCCACUGGAAUCUAUCACAAAAGCACUUGAGCAAUGCAAUAUGAAUAAUCCAAGGUGGUAUUGUGAUAUAUGUAAAAAACAGUGUUCUGGGCCAAUUCCAUAUAAUUCCCACAUGAUAAGUCGAGAUCACUCAAAAAAAUUAAGAGUUUUGGCUGCAGAAGAAAAUCUGAAGAAGAUGAAAGAAUCAAGCACUUUCCCACAUGUUGAAAAUAAUAAAACUGAUUCUGAUUUGUCUAAUGAAGUGACAUCCUCUGAUCACUUGAAUUCAGUAAUUAAGAAGGAAAUGCAGAUCAAAGAAUCAAGCACUUUCCCACAUGUUGAAAAUAAUAAAACUGAUUCUGAUUUGUCUAAUGAAGUGACAUCCUCUGAUCACUUGAAUUCAGUAAUUAAGAAGGAAAUGCAGAUCAAAGAAUCAAGCACUUUCCCACAUGUUGAAAAUAAUAAAACUGAUUCUGAUUCAUCUAAUGAAGUGACAUCCUCUGAUCACUUGAAUUCAGUAAUUAAGAAGGAAAUGCAGAUCAAAGAAUCAAGCACUUUCCCACAUGUUGAAAAUAAUAAAACUGAUUCUGAUUUGUCUGAUGAAGUGACAUCCUCUGUUCACUUGAAUUCAAUAAUUAAGAAGGAAAUUCAAGAGUCAUCUAUUGAGUAUAAGAUUAAUGAUUUAGAUGUCAAUAUUAAAGGAAAGGAUUCAAAGAUUUUAUCGGAUAAAUUUCAAAUGAAUGUCGAUGAUUUACUUGCUUUACCUAAUCGAAAUAUUAUUCCACCUGAAAAAAUUGAUGUCCCUGUUUUUGGACCAGAAGAUGAAAUUGUUUUUAGUAGCCCUAAGAAAUGUGAGCAAGAAGUUCUUUCAGAAAUGGAUGAAGUGAAAAAUGUGUAUGAUACUGAAAAAAUCUUUCAUAAUAACUGUUUGAAGGCUGAGAAAUCCUAAAAAAAGAACUGAUUGGUGACUCAGAAUACUUAUUAAAUUGUGAGCAUAUCUUAUUAUUUUGAUACUUUUUUUUCUUUUGAAAUUUAGUUUUUUUUUUUUUUUACUGAAACAUUAAGGAUUUUUCAGAAAAUAUUUUUCAUUUAUUAUUUAUUUAACAUAAAUUAAUAGGUGAGAGAUACUUUUUAAUAAGCAUACUUCACAUUAUUUGUUAUAUAAUUUACUAAUUGUUUAAUGUAACUAUAUUUUUUAUAAUUUUGUUACAUAAUAAUUGGCUUAUUUGCUAUUUCAAUAAUAAUAAUAAAAUGGUGGGAAAUUAAUGGUAAACUUAAUUUUAAAAAUUAGAUAACUAGUUCAGAAUAAUUUUUUGGACGUUAUAAUAAUUGUUAAAUUUGAAGUUUGAAUGACUUUUUUUAGAAAUAUUCAUGUCUAUAUUUCACUGUUAAAUGUCAAAUUUGUAUGGAUUUAUACUAAAUAAAUAGGUGUUAGUUGAAAUAAUUUUUACCAUAUAAAGAAUGUAAAUAAUAAGUCUUUUAUAAUUGUAAUAACUUAAUACAUUUUGAUUCUUUAUACCAUUUAUUUUUAUUAUUAUUUUUGUUGCUGUUGUUAUUUUAUAUGACCAAGAAUCUAAAUUUGUUAGUUUUUAAUGCUUGGCUUUUCUUUCAUUUAACAAAUUUUUCAAUAAAACAUCUUAAAAUUUUAAUGCAUUGUUUAUGAUGCAUAAGAUUAUAAUAUGUUUUUGAUUCAUCUUCUACAAACAUAUGUAAGUGUUUAGUUAAACUGAUAUGUAGAUAAAAUAAAUUCAUGAUUACUGUGCUUUGAGUUUGAAAUUCAGAAUUUUUUCCCCUCCAUUUUAAACUAGUCAGUAUCUGAAAUAUAUAUCAAAAAUUGUCUUGCUCAGUGCUCUUUUUUUUUUAUGAUUUAUAUUUGAAAGUAGGUGAUAGAUAAUGUAUGUGGUGAAUGUAUUUAUAAAUGUUGUGAUAAUAAUGUAUUUAUUUUAUGUGGUGAUUUUUUUUUUCACUAAUGUGAAAAGCUAAUAAUUUUAUAUAAAUUUUUCAGAUUUUACAGUUGAAAAUAUUUGUAUACAGCUUUUUUAAUGUAGAGGUUUAGUAUGUUUAUUUUAAUUUUUUAAGAAAAAUUAUAGUCAGUGAUUUUUGUCUGAAUAUGGAUUGCUUUAUAUUUUGCAGCGUAUUUGAAAUAAUAGUACUUUCAUGUUAUGUAUUAUUAUAGCUAUUCCUGCUUAAU